GCCUCUCUCACCAGACUCCCCACAACUGCUACUGCGUUUAGCACAUUCUCUGUACCGGACGGCUGGAACAGAACACCCCUAUCCACCGGGCGAGACUAACUUGACGUUACUUUCCUCUCGUAAUCGAUUCAACCCCGCAAACCUAACAAUCUGCGAUAGCGGCAGAGAGCUCGUUGUGCUGAGGCUGUGGAAAGCGGAUCGGGUCCCAGCAGCGCAGCAGUAGUCCAGGAGGAGCUGGCUAUGCUGUUUCUCUUGGCUUGAAUUUAUUUGGGGGGUAGCGGUUUCGCUGCGUCUCUCAGUGACAUUGCGGUUGGAAGAGCCGGAGGUUUCGGUUUCGAAGAUGGCGGAGAACCACGUCAACACUUCAACGACAGCAGCUACUAACGCAAUGACAUCACCUUUAACUCCUGAAAAGAGGCCUCAGAGUAAUGGUCACGCCUCACCAACUCACCAGAAAAACAAUCAAGGCAGCCCUUCAGUAAAACCGACGGAUGCCCUGACUCCACCCACUGUCACAGAAAAGAAAACUCAGACCAAUGGACAUGCAUCACCAUCACGCCAUCCAGCCAAUACCAACGCAACGCAAGCAGAUUUGGAAGGAUAUUUGAAGACCGAUGACAGGAUGAGACUUGCCAAAGAGAGACGAGAGGAGAGGGAGAAAAGUUUGGCCGCACGGGAGCAAGCUAUAAAGGAGAAGGAGAGACGGGCACAACUGCAGUAUGAGAAGACUGUUGAAGAGCGAUGGAAGCGGCUGGAGGAGCAGAGGCAGAAGGAGGAGCUUCGCAGAGCAGCCGUGGAGGAGAAGAGGAGACAGCAGCUGGAGGAGGAGAAGGAGCGUCUGGAGGCUCUAAUGAGGAGAUCACUGGAGCGGAGCCUGCAGCUGGAGAACAGGAAUAAACGCUGGGUUUGGGGUCCCAAUGGCCCCACUCAAGGUGAAUGGGAGAAUGCCCCGCCUCCUCUCCUCCCCCAUGACCUCGCUGCCCCCUCGCCUGCUGCCAUCGAAUCAGGCAACGCCUGUCAUGGUCAUCUGAAUAUGGACAAAGUAAAAGCGAACCGUCUCCUUACACACACACACUCUUCACUGGCUCGCUGUAACAGUGCUGCAGAGCUGAAUCUGUUGUGUCUGCGCUGCAAAGUGCCCUCCAGUCCUCACAGGUCACCAUAUCGAGGGUCACCGAGCCGCCGCAGAAAUAAUCCUGUUCAGGCAGAAGAGUCUAGUGGAGCUGUCAGUGCCCCCAACACCCCCAAGAAGGAGAGACUGCGCAGAGAGAGGAGGACUGGCUCUCCUGCCACAGGUUCACCAAUCAGACGAGCCAAAUCUCCUGCUGAUUUCACUCGCCGCUCUGCUUCACCUGCAACACCCAAGUUAUUGCCGAAAAGUCGUACUCAGUCCCCCUGUACAGUGCGGCAGUUUCCUCCAUCCCCUAUGAAACACAGAAUCACCCCAGCCUUCAGUGAGAGCAGCAAGAAUACAGAAGACAAACAAGCUGAGGACGUAAAGGAGAGGAAGUCUGUCAAGGCUGAAAUCCAUCAGAACAAGAGUCUUAACAGUGAAAGCUUGGACAAGUCUCCAAAAAUAGAGCCACCUGUUUCCAGCACACCACCACCAGAAAGAAGAACAGUUAAGAUAGAAUAUAAUGGGACUAAUGGAGCAAAAGAUAAAACGCGUGUAGCUUUGGAAAACCAACAGAAAAAGAUCGACAGAACUGAGACCAUCCUAAAUCAACAUCCUAAAUCAAACUGCACUGAUGUGACUGCAAACAAGAGUGCAGACGCUUCACCUGUAAACUCCGCUGGCAAAGUGAUUGCAGGAACGACAGAUGCUGAGGAGGCGUCUCGUCUGCUAGCAGAACGCAGACGUCUGGCCAGAAUGCUAAAGGAACAGCAGGAGAAACAGCGCAGAGAUCUGGAGGAGCAGGAGAAACUAAAGAGUGAGCAGCUGAAAAAGAGGCAGCUGGAGGAGAGAGCUCGACAGGAAGAGAAAAUUCGUCAAGCAGAGCAGGAGAAAUGCAGACUGGAGCAGCAGCAGAAGAAGAGAGAGCAGGAGGAGAAAAAACUGAAAGAGAAGGAGCUCCAAGCCCACAUGGAGAAAGAGAAAGAGGAGGCUGAGAGUCGUGCUCAGAAAAAUGCUGAGCGUGAGCGGCAGGAGAGAGAGCUUUUCAAGCAGCAGGAGGAACAGGAGAGACAACAACGAAAAAAGAGAAUUGAGGAAAUAAUGAAGAGAACCAGGAAGAGUGACAGCGAGAUGAAGAGAGAUGGAAGCCCAGAGGCCCUUUCUCCUGUCUCGUACCCUGGCUCUCCUCCAGGCAGUAACCAUUUGACCUCAAGUACUGAGCUCAAAUCUCCACCUCACCUUCUGCAGACAAACUCCAUGAAUGGGCAAACCUACAAACAGGAGAUUACAGGAAAAAGACCAGAGACUGGGUGUACAAAUGAACAAGUAAAGUCACCUUCUCACAUACCCAUUAAAAAACCCUCCCCAAAUGGCCAAAUGAACACAAGCCCAACUGCGGCGAAAACAGAAGAGAAAGGAAAGGUAAGUGAGGAAAGCGCCAAGACUAUCAGACAAGACACUGAACAUUUCAGGACGCAAAGUUUACAACCAAAAGAAGAGGCGAAGGUGCAGAUAUCACCACCGAAAUGCUCACCAAUACACACAGUAGCAAAUAUUAAUAUUACCAUGACCCAAACAUCUUCCCAAAUGAAAGUCCCUCCAAAUAUACCACCUCGCAGCUUUCAAGAAAACAAUCUGACCAAUGGAAAAAGCCAAACCCUCACUCAGGUGGUCAAACAGGAGUCCGGCAACCAAGCAAAAAUGUCUUUGACUGUACAAAUGAACGGACAAGCCACAAAUCAGGGAUCCAAGAAGGACAUCACUGUGAAGAAACCAGACAUCCCUCAUGCCAAUGGACAGAGCAGCUCAACUGCAACUGUCCCACAAGUGAAGAGUGUCACUCAGGCUGGAGGACAUUUGAUAACUCAGGCCAAAUCAAAGGAUGGAGGAAAAGACAGCCCACCUUCUUCACUGACCCCACUGCCAGAGUCAAAGCCCCCUCUGCCUCUCAUUCAUCUGGACACUGUGGAGGGAAAGAGCGGAGCGGCAGACGACUCUGCAGAUGAAGUGCAGUACAUGGAGGUUAGCCCCGUCUCGAAGGAGGAGUUGAUCUCUAUCCCAGAAUUCUCCCCGGUGAACUCACCCCAGCAGAAUGGCACGAGUAACAUGCGCGCUCUUGAGGACCUGCUGGAUCUGACGGGGCAAGUAGCUUAUCCUAGACUCUCUUCUGCAGCCAGCCUGGGCGACUGCAACAAAAACCUCAUAGAAGGGAUCUGUAGCCCUGGAUCUGACUCUAAACUCCUCUCCUCCCAUUCUCCAGCCGCUGAGAAACGCCAUGUACAAUAAGGUAAUAUGACAGACUACAUUGGUGUCUCUGAGUGCAGCGGGCUAAUUGCUGAUCUGUAUCAACUGAAAAAAGUGAAAACAAAGAUGCCAGAGAAGGAGAGAAAUACUGCUGGGCAGGAGUGUGAGAUUUGUCAAGUUUCAGUGUUGUCCUCAUUAAAAAUGAUGUCCUUCUGCCUUUAAUCUCUACAGCACAAAAACCAAGUGUAUCGCAGUCCUGGGUCAGUAUUAUGGACAGAAUUGAACUCAUGUGUGAAGUUUUCAAGUGUGUAUUGUGUGUGUGUGUGUGUGUGUGUGUGUGUGUGUGUAUGUUUAUAUACAGCCAUGGAUAGCCAGAAUUGCUGGCAAGAGGGUUUGGACAUAACACUUUGAAGGCAUCUGAAGUCAUGACGUCUUCAUCACUGGAUAAAGGUGCAACAUUGACUGGUUACUCUUAAAUAAUUUUAGGAAGCAAAAUUGUAUGAUGUAAUAAAUAGUGUAAUACGAUAUCUUCUUUGUAGUUAGAAACACAUAAAAAGGUGUCUUUGCCAGUCGACUUAUUCUCUCAUCGAUAACAGUAUUAUUAUAAACUGUUUUGUUGAGUAAUUGCUGUGUAUCUUAAGCUCAAGUAACAUCUCCUGCAUUGCAUUGAACCCCCGUUUGCUAAGUGCUUGCACCACAGGACAUUAGGGAAAGAUGACCACCGGUAAAUACAGCAUGUAUAUUAUUAAAAAAAAUUGAAAAGCCCUGGAUUACCAGUAAUUAAGUGUCAAAUUUAUCUUCCGGUGUCUUCACUGUGCUUAACAAUGUAGAUUCAGUUCUUUCUGACAAAUGUAAAUCAAUUAUAUUAGAGGUCUGACUUUAUUCCUUGACAUUCAAAGAAAGUUUUAUGGCCCAAACCAAAAAGCCAUCUGUGUGCUUUUGCUUACCUGAACACUUCAGUGGACUGUGUUGCAGGUGUAAAUGUCUGAAGAGGGUGGGUAUGAGAGUUGAUGAAAAUGUCGUUAAAUUGUUCUGUAUAGAGUGGAUGCACAAAACAGCUUACUUGAAAAUAACUGUAUCAUUUAGCCUGCAGGGAACUUCUACAUUUCUCCAAGUGUCUCCGCUUCUAUCUCUGAGUACAGUAUAGCAGUGAUUUCAAGUUGUGAUUGCUGUAGAUGAUGUGCAUGGUGGCAUGAGCAUCAAGCCAUAAAUAUAUGCCUAGAAAUAAACCAAUAAACUGUCUUUACCAGCU
This is a messenger RNA of Danio aesculapii, 4610 nucleotides long. It is a transcript of the gene map7d2a, whose product is annotated as MAP7 domain containing 2a. The coding region runs from base 341 to 3400 and encodes 1019 amino acids. Gene Ontology annotation, biological process: microtubule cytoskeleton organization. The record is from RefSeq and is a predicted model, not a curated record. Gene Ontology annotation, cellular component: microtubule cytoskeleton. The transcript has 19 exons. NCBI's taxonomy places the organism in Eukaryota, Metazoa, Chordata, Actinopteri, Cypriniformes, Danionidae.